This is a messenger RNA of Liolophura sinensis, 495 nucleotides long. RefSeq names its product histidine-rich glycoprotein-like. The transcript has a single exon. NCBI's taxonomy places the organism in Eukaryota, Metazoa, Mollusca, Polyplacophora, Chitonida, Chitonidae. Bases 1 to 495 code for a protein of 164 amino acids. The record is from RefSeq and is a predicted model, not a curated record.
AUGACUCUUAACCACCAUGGAUCAGGCGGCAUAACUCUUAACCACCAUGGAUCAGGCGGCAUGACUGCUAACCACCAUGAAUCAGGCCACAUGUCUGCUAACCACCAUGAAUCAGGCCGCAUGUCUGCUAACCACCAUGGAUCAGGCCACAUGACUGCUAAUCACCAUGGAUCAUGCGGCAUGACUGCUAACCACCGUGAAUCAGGCCGCAUGACUGCUAACCACCAUGGAUCAUGCGGCAUGACCGUUAACCACCAUGAGUCAGGCGGCAUGAUUUUUGACUACCAUGGAUCAAGUGGCAUGACUGCUAACCCUGAAUCAUGCGGAAUGAGUACUAAAACCCAUGGAUCAGGCGGCAUGAUUGUUAACCACCACAAAUCAGGCGUGAAGGAUGUUAACCACCACAAAUCAGGCGUCAAGGAUGUUAACUACCAUGAAUCAGGCGACAUGGUUGCUAACCCUGGGUCAGACCGCAUGGCAUCUAAGGUGAUAUGA